AUGUCGGCUAGAAGAUAUGACGAUCCCGUUGUACCAGCACUUGGAGGUCUUCCCUCCGCUCAACCCUCCACAGCAUCAGUGUCGCUGCCUCACGAAAUUAAAGACUUAAAUCACGAUGAGAAGGAUGGGUCGAGCGCUGAAGGUGGCUACUCUGACAAAGAUGUCAUUAAUAUUGGUAGUAAAUCCAGAGGUGUCAUCGAGAUGGACGCUUUGCAAGCAAGAAUGAACACCAGAUGGCGGAUCGUUAUAUACCUCUUCUUCAUGUUCGUGUCAUACAGCUUGAGUCUGGAUCAAAGUACUGCUACUGUAUAUCUCAACUAUGCUGUAUCCAAAGGCUUCAAGUUACAUUCCCUACAGGCCUCAGUCACGGUCGUCACGUCAAUUUUCUCCGCCAUGGCACCUACACCGAUUGCCAAAUUUGCUGAUUACUUCGGUCGAGUGUAUGCCGAGAUCGGUUGUCUCGUCCUCUAUACUGUCGGACAAGCUGUUAUGGCAUCAGCUAAGGGUAUCGUCCAGUUCUCAGCUGGUAGUGCCAUCCAUACCCUUGGUAUUAGUGGAAUGUUCAUGCUUCAAAAUAUCAUCAUUGCCGAUAUCUCUUCUUUGCGAAAUCGAUACUGGUGGUUGGUCGCCCCUUCCGUCCCUCAAGUGUUCAACUCCUUAGGUGCGAAUGUAGCUGAAUCGAUGCUGGGUUACGGCAACGAGAGCACUUCUUGGAGAUGGGGUAUUGCGAUGUUCUGUAUCUUGAUCUCGCCUAUCACUACCCCAAUCAUCAUCACUCUAUGA
Kwoniella mangroviensis CBS 8507 is the source of this 783-nucleotide messenger RNA. RefSeq lists its product as uncharacterized. Gene Ontology annotation, biological process: transmembrane transport. Lineage: Eukaryota; Fungi; Basidiomycota; Tremellomycetes; Tremellales; Cryptococcaceae. The record is from RefSeq and is a predicted model, not a curated record. The transcript is spliced from 4 exons. Gene Ontology annotation, molecular function: transmembrane transporter activity. Gene Ontology annotation, cellular component: plasma membrane. The coding region runs from base 1 to 783 and encodes 260 amino acids.